Ceratina calcarata is the source of this 11249-nucleotide messenger RNA. It is a transcript of the gene unk, whose product is annotated as RING finger protein unk. Gene Ontology annotation, molecular function: metal ion binding. Bases 2264 to 4597 code for a protein of 777 amino acids. The record is from RefSeq and is a predicted model, not a curated record. The transcript is spliced from 11 exons. NCBI's taxonomy places the organism in Eukaryota, Metazoa, Arthropoda, Insecta, Hymenoptera, Apidae.
GCGUAUCAUUCAUACUUACGUGAAAAUUGGAAAGUUUGUCUUCGUCAACGAACUGUUGGCCUAAAUUAAAAGGGUCCCGCGAGAGGUUUCCGGAGAACGGAGAUGGAUCAUCGUCGUUAAAAAAUAAAUUGAGCAGCGUCUCGGUGGAUCGAGAGGGGGAAGUAUGUACCAGUAUGUACAUACAGCGAGAAAUUUGCUGAUGCGCGACAAACAGCGACGAGACGAGACGAUGUUAAACGUUGCGUAUCCAGCGCAUCGCGGUUUACAAAUCACGACGAAACGUGGUCCGGCCAGGUUCAGACGACCGUCGUCUUGGAAAAACUCGCGUAGCUGACCGUACUCAACGCAGGUAUCUAAAUACGUAUUGGAAUCGUCAUAGGCCGUAGGAGGAGCGAUAAGAGAUGAUUCAUACGCGCGUAACUAUUCUCGAUAACGACGAGGAAACGUGCGUCCUGUGAUAUACGUAUACUACGUACGUGUACAAGUACGAGGCAAGAUCGCGUUUUGCAAGGAAAGCCGAGGCCGGAGCCGAAGCCGAGUCGUGAAAUGCGAGAGAUCAGUGACUACGGAAGGGUUAUACUUUAAAUCAGCGUGAUCUCUGAACGAAAGUGAGAGUGGACGACGAAGUUUCGUCGGUGAUCGACGGGUAUACUCGACGGGUGCGUUUCUAAUACGAUGCAUAGUAAAACAACAAACGAGUCGAACAGUUUUCAACGGGAACGAGUCGUUAUUCAUGAUUUUGCAUUUCGCGACGAUACGUUACGAUCCGAGACGAGCAGUUAGCGAUAAAUCGCGAUAUCCGAUGCUCGUGGUGCCGGAUGGUGUACAUUUUUCAACAAACUCGAUGUUGUUUAUGUUCGAAUAGGAACGGUAAACUGGGUAUACGGUGACACGGAGAAGAAGAAGAAGACUAACAGACUUGAUGAAUCGUGCUCGAGAAUUUCUACGUCGUUCGCUUGGAAACGGGAUAGAGUCAGGAGGAGAGAGCCGGCGUUACGGAUACGAACCGGAAGAAAACAAAGAACGGAUAAAAGUUCAUCGAUGAAGAAUAUGAAAAGUCGGAGGGAGUCGGUGCUGACGAAAGGCUGUGUUACACGGCGCCGUUGCAGAAUCUGUGAGAACGUAGCAUAGAAUCGGAACUCGAUCGAGGGGUCGUGCGUCGGGAAUCGAUCGUUGCAAUUUUCGACGACCAUCUCUUUUCCCCCCCACAUGGAGAAGUCUUCGAGUUGCACGUACGCGGGAUUCGAUUCGUCGCGCGUUCAUCGGUAAAAAGAAGUUUCUGAUCGGCGGGGUCUGUAACAGACACUGGGUGCGUCGAGCAGUACUUUUUUUUUUAAGUUUCGUCACGGAUACAGCCGGCAUUCCGUGUGAGUGCGUGUUUACCGUGCUAGAGAACCAAAACAUCGAUGACCUUGAAAGAGAAACAGUCACGUGACCGGGAGAGAGACCAAGGAUUGGACGAUCGAGGCGCAUAUAACGCGUAUUGCGCCGUGCGCGCCCUGUGUCCCGUAUUCCGUGUCCGAUAGACGAGUAGAUAAAGGAUAGAGAGAGACAGUGAGAGAGUGAGAGGUAUCGUAACGGCGGGGUAAAGGUACUGAAGUAAAGGAAAGAGAGUAAAGAGGACGGACGGACUACUGGCGACGGCUACGAAGAGGCUACGGGAACAAGAGGACGAAGACGGCGGCGGUGGCGGCGGCGGCGGUGGACGAUAGAUGAAAAGACGGGAAAGAGCGUAUGUGCCACCCGUGCCACCGGUUGUUCCGCGUUCGCCCGUACGAUCUCCGUCUCUCUCUCUCUACGUGUGCACGCGCGCGCGCGCGCGUGUGUAUGUGUGUGCGCGUACGUGUUUCUCGGUUGCGUUGUCCAAGAUGAAGUCCGACUCUAAACCUUUGUUGACAGCUCAGGCGGAAAAGGCGAAUCAUUACACGUAAGUAAGCGCCCGCCGGGCCGGUCGCGUGCUACGUCAGAGAGGGAGCGAGAAAAAUCAGUAGAAUAAAAGAAGCGAGGAUUCUAAGAAUCGGCCAAAAAGAUACAGAGUGCGUGAUCGGAAAAAAAGUGGAGUGCUAUAAAGAAAGAAACGUAACGAUAAAGCGAACGCACAAAUAAAGAUACGUGCCCCGUGAAUCGUUCGAUGCGAUAAAUAAAUUGAUAUACGUACUUCUAAAAUAUAAAAAAAGAAAAAGGGUGAACGAAAGAGAGGAGGGAGGGCCGCGAGCACAGUAGCGCGGCAGCGACGCGCGCGUCAAAAAAACGCCACGAAAUAAUGUGUAGCUCUGUGGAUUCGCAUUCCAGAUACUUGAAGGAAUUUCGCGUCGAACAAUGUCCCCUCUUUAUACAGCGCAAAUGCACACAGCACCGACCCUUCACGUGCUUCAACUGGCACUUUAUGAACCAACGGAGGCGAAGACCGGUGAGAAAGAGGGACCGCACCUUCAACUAUAGCGCCGAUAAUUAUUGCACCAAGUACGACGAGACCACCGGCAUAUGUCCAGAUGGAGACGAAUGCCCGUUCCUUCAUCGGACUGCUGGCGACACGGAGAGACGUUACCACCUACGAUAUUACAAGACCUGUAUGUGCGUCCACGACACGGACACGCGGGGUUUCUGUGUCAAGAAUGGGCCUCACUGCGCCUUCGCUCACGGCAAUCACGAUCUUCGGCCGCCGGUUUACGACAUCAAGGAGAUCCAAGCGUUGGAGAAUCCCGACUCCGAUCCGAAUUCAUCCACCAACGGACCAAAUAUACUGGACAAAGAGCGGAACCUGAUGAACGAGGAUCCGAAAUGGCAGGAUACGAACUAUGUACUCAGCAACUACAAGACCGAGCCUUGCAAACGUCCACCGAGACUCUGUCGUCAGGGCUACGCUUGUCCCCAGUAUCAUAAUAGCAAAGAUAAAAGACGCAGCCCGCGGAAAUACAAGUACAGAUCGACGCCGUGCCCAAACGUGAAACACGGCGAGGAAUGGGGCGAGCCAGGCAAUUGCGAGCAAGGAGACUCCUGUACGUAUUGCCAUACUCGGACGGAACAGCAGUUCCAUCCGGAGAUCUACAAGUCCACCAAGUGCAACGACGUGCAGCAAGCUGGAUAUUGUCCGCGCGGAGUCUUCUGUGCUUUCGCACACGUUGACCUGUUGCCAACAGAAGAAAUGAGCCUGGCGAGGGACAUGGCGGUACCUAUAGAUUGUGGAACGAACCUGGCUGAUAUUCUGAACAAUGCGCUUUCGCCCGAUAAGCGCACUCACGAGAAAGAGAAGCCACUCAGCGACAGCAGCAAUGGAAGCGGCGAGGUAUCCGAAUCGGCGAGUACCAGUAGCGUCGGCAGCAACAGUUCGCACAGUAAAGCUCCUGGUGCUCAACUUCACAACUCCAAUUCCAAUAGCAACGUGAACGCUUCUAAUCAGUCGAAAUUAUCGAGCAUACUCUAUAAUCCUAACUCUCUGUUACCAGUCGGUGAAAUUCGCAAACAAAUGGUUGCUAUCGACAGCGAUCCAUUAUUAACGAAAGCAGAGAAGGCUCAGCAGAAACAAAGUUUAUACAUAGCUUAUAGUCUGAACGGUACCUUGGGCAAUCAUUCGUUGGCAACUACCGUCUCGCCGCUGUCCAGCUCAUUUUAUCCGAACGAUACCGUGGAAUCUGUAGUAGGGAACGCGUUAGACGAGUUACAUUUAGACGAUCCUUUAAAUUUAGUAGAAUCAAUUCAUAGGGAUACCAAUUCACCGAUUAGCAAUUCAAUAUCGGCAGGCCUAGCGAGCUCCGGAUUAUUAGGAAGUUCGGCGCCGGUCAAUAUUCCGGGCAUGACCGAACGUUCCGUUCUAACAAAUUUCUCACCAUCGACGUCCAGUCCGCUUCAGCAUUUACCGAGUUUCCUUACCGGAUCUAGAUUUUCUCAUCAGGAUUCUAUCGAAUCGACAAUGCCAUUUAUGAAUCAAGUAUCAGAUCCAUUUAGCAAUCAUAUAUCGCAACUUAGCAGUUCGGCUUCAAAGCUUAGCGGGUUCAAUAGUAGCUUGUUCGAUUUUACAAAUCAAGGAAUGUCUCCGUCACGUACUCAACCCCUCCCAGCAUCUCCAUUGGUCAAUGCAUUUUCCAUUAGUCCGAGUAACACAGGAUCUUUGUCUGAGAUACAGAGGCUCAGGGAGGAAUUGACGUCGAGUCGUGCUCAAUUAGCGACCUGGGACGAGCGUAUCAAUCAAGCUAGAGCCGCGUGCGCCGCGUGGCAAUUGGAAAGCGAGGAUGCUAAGAGGAAAGCGAGUAUCGCCGAACAACAGAGGGACGAGGCCUUGUUGCAAGUAAAAGCGAUGAGAGCGGAGACGGAAGCGUCUACCGGCAGCAGCCCGUACCUACAUACGCUGAGAAGAACGAGCGAACUGAGAUCGUUGUCGAUAGCUGCAUUAAAAUCGAUUCAAUCGCAGCUACGCUCGGACCUCGAAGAAGUCGAAAAGGUGCUGUACAGGGAAACGGCAACAAAGUGCAUGGUUUGCGAGGAACAAAAUCGCACUGUUACACUCUCACCCUGUAAUCACUACGUGGUCUGCUCGACGUGCGCUCCAAAUCAACGCGAGUGCCCGUACUGCCAGACUCCGGUUGUCUCCACGAGUUAGGUCUAUAUAUUUUGUUAGUACGCUCUCGUUAUUAUAAUUUAUCCGCAAUUUACUCGGUCGACAUCGCACGAGAAAAUGCACACAGAAAAAAAGAGCAAAAAUAUUGUAACCGGAGGUCGACGCACUGGAAGUUUCAGAUGCGAUGUGCUAUGUAGAGUAUAUCGUGUGAACGAUUGCAGAGUACGACCGUAAUGGAGAAGAGAGGUGGCGGAAAGCAGAUGCGUGAACACGGAGAAACAAAUUUAUUACGAGUAUAAUAGAGAUUGACUAUCACCAAAGUGAGUAUAUAGAUGUGUUAAGGCUUCUUUUACGCAUGUACGUAUGUACGUACGUGGUCUCUGUUCGUCGUAACAAUUUCUGUGUCGGCGGUCGUACUACCACCGAGGCAACAAACGAUUUCAUCGCAUCCGUAUCGUUCCAUCGAGGACACGUGUUGUCAUCCUUGGCCUUGGAACGGCAGAGAAAAGAUAUUGUAUAAUAUAAUAUAUAACGCGAGAUGAUACGAUUCAUUGGCAGGGUGCUGCUGGCCGAAAUAGUUAGCAUUUCGCGCGUGUGUACCAGUUUACGUGCACGUAGGUGCGCGGUAUGCGAGUAAAGGGGGGGCAGGGGAGUUGGGGGGCGAUACGUUGUAAUAGUAAACGAUGGACAAAGUUUUUGGGACCUCUAAAAGUAUAUAUUUGUUUAAAAUAAAUGAAAAGAUUAACGUGAUUAAGCGCAACAAACAAUGAUACAUUUUUCUCGGUCUGUAAGAUGUAAUUAACGGGAUGAUCAUUUUCCUCGAUCGUUGAGCUGUUAAACGUAUGUCACGACAUAUGAUAUUUCUAUUAUAUUUAAAACUCUAUAUUUAACUAGGAUUUUUCAAUUGACCCGUACUGAUGAUAAUUAUUAUUAAUAGAAGUAUUAACAAAUUUUAUAUCUUCGUUUGAGUGAAAUGGUAGCAUUGCCGGUACCUAUUAUUAUUAUUAUAUUGUAUUAUUAUUAUUAUUAUUAUUAUUAUUAUUAUUAUUAUUAUUAUUAUUAUUAUUAUUAUUAUUAUUAUUAUCGUGUAAGGAUUAUAUACUACAAACACUCACACACAUAUAUACACACAGAUACACAUUCAUAUAGCGAGACUUCUAGGUUUUUAUACGAACUAAUAAAAGUUGCUCAUAUUUAUAACGAGUUAAACGAAUUGAAAUAUUCGUUUAAAGAUAAAAGGAGUACGAGUAAGAAAAUAAAUACAUUUCAUUAUGUCACGUUAGUUACACGUACACAUAUUUCGUAUUUUGUUCAUAUCUUUUUCAUUUUCAUGAGACAUAUUCGAAUAACGAUUCAUACAAGAAAUUUUUUUAUACUUUUAAUACAUCGAAGAUUAUGAUAGUGAACAAUUGAAACAGUUUCUUUACACAUACAUACACACAGAGAGUCGGAGAGAUAUAAGUAUGCUCUCUCUACUUUUGUCGUUUCUCUCUUGAGCGUAAUCUUGUAUAUGUCCGAUCGUGCUUUUUCUGUACACGUAAGCUAACGUUACAUUCUAACAAUUUAAGUAUGCUUAAUAAAAUAUAUUUAUGUAUGUAUAUACACAUAUACAUAUAUGUGAACAAAUGAAUAUAUAUGAAUGUACGUAUGUACAUGUAUAGUUGCGUCAUGACAUUUGAAGUAUUGAAAUUUGAAAGAAGAAAUCACUAAAUUAAGUGGGGUGCGACGUUAGCAUCGAAGAGCAGAGCGUAAUUUUACGAAAGGAGAGUAACACGAUUCUAUUUAAAUUCACAUCGUUUCUUGCGCUGCGAGUUUUCAAAACUUUUCUUAGAUGUACGUAAGAGAGUAUACAUACAUAUACGGUUAUAAGUGUUUAGGAUUUUUCAAUUGAAUCAAAAGUGAGCGGGGGAGGGUGGAGUAAAUUGUAUUUACGAUGACCAGAGGUGAAUAUAAAUUAUGCGCGUUUGUGACAUACGUGUUCCAGCUCGAUGCGACAACGGUGUACGGUUAAACGGCAAUGCCGAUUAGCUUCUUUCGAAUGGGAACGCAUGCAGCUAGACGUUCUCUGCACCGGCUCUAUGAAAGGUUUCACACUUUCGUUUGUCGGUUUAUCGUGUCGGUAACUGGUAAAUAAGAAAGAUCCACUGUUGCGAAACAGUUCGCGUUCACAGUAGGGAGAGUCGAAGGGGUGAAAGUGUAUUGCCUAAAAUGAAGAGGUAUAGGUGAAUACUAUGAUUAGAAUAGAUAGGAUAACAUUAUCAAAUUCUUUCCUCAUAGACGUAAAGUGUUGUUACAGUAACCAGUUUUUAAAGACUAUUAUUUAAUAUUUACGAUCACGUGAAUGAAUUGACAAUCACGUGUAUGAUUGAACAAAGAAAUUGUUUUAUAUCCGUAUAAUACCCUGCACAAAUUAAUAAUUACCGUCGAGGGAGUACUGAACAAUAUUUUUUGAUGAAAACUACUGAUCGAACUCUUUCGGAUAUACCGGACCUUGCCACCGGAGCAAAAGCGAGAACAGUGAAAAGAAAAGAAACGAAGAAGACCAACAGGAGAUAAUAAUUAUCGUAGACAUGCCGAACGAGGAUAUAAUACGAGAUACAAAAAAAUAUAACUGAGAACGAGGAAAGAGGAGGAGGAGGAGAAAGAGGAGAAGAAUUGAAAAGGGUAUUAUAGCUAGAAUUUUACUUAAUUAUUUAAUUAUUUAAAGUACGCAACGGUAACAACGAUCGUUGUCUCUCCUUUAUUUCGACCACUUUUGUCCUAGUUUAGUAGACCAAGAGAAGCGAGGCCAAAACAAGAAGUAAAUGUUUUUAUUAGGUCCGUUUUUACUACAAAUUAUUAAUAUUAAAGUAUAAUAGAUGUUACUAAAAAGAAUAUAAAGAAAAACACAAUUUUGCGCAUCGCGGUAUAAACGAUUCGAAGUUCGAUCGACGUUUAGAAGAUAGCGAAUAACAAAUAAACAGAGUGGGCAGGGAGUGAGUAGAAGCGAGAGGAAGGAUGUUAGAAGGUGUACACGAAGAAUGUUAUGAGAGACCAGAGCCAAUACAUAUAAGCGAUGAGCGAACAGUUCGAGCUGUGAUCGCUUAUACCACGAUACGCGUUUCAAAGUACUGUUUAGAAUCUAAUCGAUUUAGCAUAGUAACAUUGCAUUUUCGCAAUUCUGAUUUUUUAAAUGCAUUCUUUAUAAGUACAAAAGAACGACACGGCGAUACGAGAGAACGAAGGAAGGAGGAGCAAUACGAAGAUAUAUUCUUACCCGAGUUGCUCCUUGAAUCGUCGCCGACUUCGUGACACGUGCAUGAAAGAAAUGACAUAUUUUGCAUCGCCUUCCGACCGAAAUAGUAAGGGAUUAACUAAUUACUGGUGUUAAUUAAUCGAUAAAAUGUACUCAUAAAGAAUGCUGCCUGUCUCACGGACUUACCGCGAUCGUAAUAUCCUCUCGACGACGAAUCCACGCUCUCGAUCCAAAGUCGAUCGAACGACAAAAAAAUAAUCUAAAUCGAAGGAGCGUUCGCUCGUCCUUCUUGUUCACGUUCACUGUUCGAUCAGAGUACAUGACGAUGCGCGGCGAGUCGUGUGAAAAUCUAGGAAAGAUAUUCCUGAACAAUGUAACAUUGAAUAUUAUAAAUGAUUAGAAUAUAUACUAUUUUACGUAUAAAUAACACAAUUGAAGUAUGAAUAAUUAUCUAAGUAAACAUAAAUUAUUGUGAGAGCAACAAAUUUAGCUGAAAAAUAGGAUAAUAGGAGAGUAACAAAAUAAAUUAAUUAGUUAAUAUACUGUGUACGAAAGGCGAAAGGCAUAUACGGUUGAAUAUUUAUACAUAACAUGUACAGCGCUGUCCCGAUUGUUGGUCCGUGGCUGAUCUUCAUCCUUUCGAUUGUACCACUUCAGACACUCCGUUCGACGGCUUGCGGCGACUUGUUUCAAUCUCUCUCUCUCUCUCUCUCUCUCUCUCUCUCUCUCUCUCUCUUUCACUCUUCUGUUCUGUGAGAAAUUUUAUCUGAAAAUGUCGAACGAACUCGAUUCAUUUUCACGCGACGCUGCUGCACAAAGAAGAUCAACAAUCGGGCAGGACAAAUUGAACAAUAUAUUUUUGACAAGCUACGAUAAUGCAAGAAAGAUGCAAAAACGUUACAUGCUCUGUUUUGUGCGGACGAUUCUUCUCUCCCUGCCCCCGUCGACGAUCGGAAACGAAAAGGGAACGGGAACUGGAAAUAGUUGGGCCCCUACGCAAAAAAUCAUGAUUUCGAUCGAUCGCUAGUUUGCUCGUUCUUACUUGCGGGGAGGAAUCUGUUCUCGGCGAGGGAGAAGAGACGGGGAGAGAAAAAUGAUUCGCGCAUCGCAGAUGGCGAAUCAUACACAUAAUCAUUAGAUUAUCGUACAACAAUAAAUUGCGUAAAAUAGUAAUAUGUAAUGUCUAAAGGAAGAAAACAAAUUUGCUGAAUUUAUAUUACGAUUUAUAACUGAAGAUACGUGCUAUAAAAACUUGUAUCAUCUUUAAUCACUCGUAGUUUUGAUAUAUCUAGUUGAUGCAUUUGUUAUUUAGAUGGUAGCCGAUACGAAUUCUGACGAUUAAAAAAAAGAAACAAAAGCCGAGUUACUCCGACGAUAGGAACUAAAUGAUUUUUAUUAGUCGUAGAAUGUAUUCUCGUUCGCAUCGAGUCUGUUGUCCCAUUGAUCGCAGUUUUGCCUACUAUAUUUCUUUCGUCUAUUUUCCGAAACUGUCUACAUGUACGACGUCUCGCGCGUCGGUCCGGUCCUUCAUUUCCGACGUCCAGCAAACGUCGUGGACACAUCGUUGAUUAAAAGGAAAAGAGAAAUACGUAUCUCGUGUUAUCGAUCGUUACGUAAACGUGUUCGUGUUUGCAUUAUGAUUGACGGAGAUCAGUAGGUGCUGCGUGGGAGCGCAACACGACGAUGUACUAGUAUCGCAAAACUGCUUAGAUCGUAAAUUCGCGGGCGCGUACGUGUAUAUUUUUAAUUGUCCUUUUGCAGCUGACGAGAUAUUUCUGUCUGUUUGUCACUGAUCAGACUGAACUCUUAACGCACGUGAACAAAAUGAAAACGUAACGAGAGGAAGAAGCAGAAGAAGGAGUAGGAGAAGAGAAGAAGCGGGAGAAGAAGAAAAAUGAAAAGAAUAAGAUUUAACUUGUAUGCCAAUGAUCAUUACCGAUGUCUAAGCAUUUUUGUAUUUAAUACGAGGUAGCAAAUGGCUGUACAACUGUGAUUGUGUAAUAACAAUUUCUCUACUUAGAUCUUAUCGUUCGGUAUGUCGGUAUUUAACAGAGAUAUAAAUAUUUUACAUAUAGACGAUGAUGAAAAAGGCUGUAACAUUUUUGAUUGUGCGAUCGAUACGUUGAAAGAAAAUAUGUUCGUGCGCCUCCUUUUACGAUUGAAUUACUACCACGCGCGGCGAGAGUACGGAUGCGAGAAACGAAAGUUGCACGCAGCAAGCCCAUAAAACUUUUGAAUGUCUGUCGCGCGCAUCAGGCUCUAACUAGAAGGUGUGACGGUCGCCUAUCUCAUUAUUUUGACACGCGCGUUCUUCUUAAACUUAUCUCGUUUGAAUUGUUACCGCCGUACGACGAUUAGCGUUGCGUGAACUGACUCGGGCGAAGAGCAUUGGUACCGCGGCGCAGACGAACGAUGUUCAACUGUUUAAAAACGAGAUUAUCUUUUGAAAACGUGUCUGUCACUAGGCAUCCUCGUAGUUUCGAUGCCUGUGUCAAAAUAAUGUUAAUCAAAAUCGUAAGAGAUUUCACAAGUUCUAAGGCGAAUCCGUGUAUUGCCGAGCACAGAUUGUAACGCAAUUUCAAUGAGUGACAACGGGAAGAAAUGGAAGAAACGAGGCGCAGGGUCGAUAUGCACGACGACACGGUCCGUGAAUAUCGCCGUUUCCCGAUAGAUUCGCGAAGGUAGUGAACGCUUAGGUCACGCGAGAAACAAAGUGUGAUCUAUUGUUACAACCGCUACAAAUGUUUUCAUAUGUUUGCAACGCGUCACGUCUUCCGGCAUGUACAAUAACGUUGUUCGGUAAAUAAUAGCGCGGGUAGUAAAACGAUUUGAAGAAGGUGUAGCAAGCGUGAAACAAGAAUUAUAUUUGCCGACUGAGCUCGUCAGAACGUGCAUAGCAGGGGGUACCCUUUGCAGUGAAAACAGAUUCGAAGAAAUAAUGAAACAUUGUAAUAUACAAUAGACAGUACAGGCUUACCAGAGUGAAGGUUGACGAUCGUUCUGGUCGCGGUUGCAUUUUCUACGAAGCAAAUCGAUUUUUCCAAGUUUUCUCUUACACAGACCGUAGAAUGUAACAAGUAAUUUUCACAUUCCAGUGAGUAAGAACGGUUCUUCACGAAGUACGACAAAAGUAAUAUGGGCUUGCAUUUUUUUUUAAUGUUCGCGUCCUGCCAAACCAACGCAAUUAUAAAAGAAAAAAGAAUAAAAAAAGUAGAAAAAAGAGAAACACGACGUCUGCACUACGACGAUCGAACGUGUGUGUAUAUACACGUGUAAUAUUUCAUAUCUGGUCGCAUACCGAUGAGAAAGACUACUGUAAAACGUCGUAGAAGGAAAAUGCAAUUAAUUUUCAUUGUCAUUAACGUUUGUAGGCGAAUUCUAAUGAAUGUCAGUACAAAUUGAAUAAUAAAGGAGAAAAGCGUUGCACGUGUGCAAAAUGACAGGGAAAAAAAAAGAAAA